GGGGGGGAUCUCUUGGUGCAUAAGGCCUUCGAAGGUGUAAACUGGUUACCCCCUCUCAUCCACUGUUGUUGUUGUUGGUUUGUUGGUCGUCUGUUCUCCGACGACUGCAUUAUAGACUUUUGUUAAUCUGUUCGUACCGUCCGUAGCAGCACUAACUGGUAAAGAUGGCGAAAUUAACGCUAGCGAUACUGAUUUUGGGGUGCUGCACAUGCGCCGUGUGGUCGGUAAACGACCGGUUGCGGGAAGUGUUUAGCUGGCGGCAACUGGACUUUGUGUUCCCGGACCAGAAGACCAGGCAGGCGGCCAUCGCCAGUGGCGAGUUCGUGCAAGCGAACAAUUUGAUACUUGGACUGGAGGUGUGGCGGGACAAGCUGUUCAUCACCGUGCCCCGGUGGAAGGCCGGAGUGGCAUCCACGCUCAACUACGUGUCCCUCGGAUCGGAACCGGAAAACCGAUCGCCCAGCCUGAUUCCGUACCCGAACUACGAGCAGAACCGUUUGGCGACGAACUCGAGCGAUCGGAUCGUGUCGGUGUUCCGCAUCAACGUGGACGUGUGCGACCGGCUGUGGCUGGUCGACACCGGUCUGCAGGACGUGUGGGGCGAGGCCGUACAGGUGCAGACGCCCAAGCUCAUGGUGUUCGACCUGAACACGGACACGCUGAUCAGGCAGUACACGUUCAAAGCCGAAGACAUGAAACCCGACUCGUUCUUCGCCAACAUCAUCGCGGACACGACCAAGGAGACGUGCGACGACGCGUUCGCGUACGUGCCCGACCUGGGCGGUUACGGACUGGUCGUGUACAGCUUCGCGACCAACACGUCGUGGCGCGUCAAGCACCACUACUUCCACUUCGACCCGCUGUCCGGCAACUUCCACGUGGGCGGCCAGAACUUCCAGUGGACCGACGGCAUAUUCGGCGUGGCGCUGUCCCCGGUCAAGGAGGACGGGUACAGGACGCUGUACUUCCACCCGCUGUCCAGCACCCGGGAGUUCUGCGUGUCCACGCACAUCGUGCAGAACGCCAGCAUCGCGUCCGACAGCUACUACGAGUACAAGGUGCUGGGCUCCAGGGGCCCGAACACCCAGGCCAGCGGGUCGUCGCUGGACGAGAACACCGGCGCGCUGUUCUACACGCAGAUCAACAAGGACGGCGUGGGCUGCUGGAACUCGUUCCGGAACGCGGACGAGUACUCGGCCGACACCAACCACCUGGUGGCCACCGACAGCCAGACGCUCGAGUUCCCCAACGACCUCAAGGUGGACAAGACCGGCACGCUGUGGGUGCUCUCCGACAAGCUGCCGCGGUACCUGUACAUGGGCCUCGACGCCAACGAGACCAAUUACAGGAUCUUCAACGCCCCCGUCGUGGACAUAAUCAAGGGCACCGUUUGCGACAUCAAAUGUUCGAAUCAAAACCGUUCGCCGCGGCUGGUGCCCUACCCGAACUACGCGAUGAACCGAAUGCCGUCCGCCGGUCAACGGUCCACCGACCGGAUCAUCAACACGUACCGGCCGGCCGUGGACGCGUGCGACCGGCUGUGGAUAAUCGACAUGGGCAUCGCGAACGGCACGAGGAUCGGCCCGCCGCAGCUGUUCGUCUUCGACCUGAACACGGACAGGGUCGUCCGGCAGUACGUGGUCAACGAGGACAUGUUGCGCGUGGACGGAAACUCGUGGUUCCCGGGCCUGGUGGUGGACUCGGAACGGAGGUCGUGCGACCGCGCGUUCGCCUAUCUGCCGGACAUCGGCGGCGGUCUGUUGGUGUACGACUACCACCGGAACACGAUCAGGCGGAUCGAUCACCAUUACUUCUACUUCGACCCGCUGGCCACCGUGUUCAACAUCGGCGGUGUCCGCAUCGAGUGGCCGGACGGCAUGUUCGGCGUGGGCCUGUCCGAACGCCACCGCGACGGCUUUCGGACGCUCUACUUCCAGAGCAUGUCCAGCACCAGGAUGUUCUCGGUGGACACGAGCGUCGUGCAGUCGAACCGGACCGUUAGCGAGACGUUCGACGAGUACCGGCACCUCGGCCACCGGCCCGCCGGGAUGCAGGCCGGUCCCAUGGCCACGGACCAGGCCACCGGCACCGUUUUCUACGCGCUCGUCAACCAGGACGCGAUCGGCUGCUGGAACCCGAGACAGUUCGACCGGCUGUCCGCCGACACCUCGGCCGUGGUGGCGCAGGACUCCGAGACGCUCGAGUUCCCGGGCGACAUCAAGGUGGACGCGGACUCCAACCUGUGGGUGCUCAGCGACAGGAUGCCCCGGCACCGGUUCCAGGUGAACAACUUCGACGUGGAAGACGUCAAUUACCGCGUGUUCAGAGCGCCCGUCGUCGACGUCAUCCGCGACACGGUUUGCGAGUCGGCACCGAUCGGCAAUCGGCCGCCGUCCGGCCCCGGCAAUCAAUCGCGACCUCGGCCCACCACCAGCAUCGGCUCGGGAUGGAACACGCCGGCCGACAAGAGGGGCGACUUCGAUUAGGGUUUAUUCGCCGCCGCCACGUGAUGGUAUUAUGCGCGCAACGGUAUUCAUAUUUUAUUAUUAUUAUUUAAAUUGCGUGACGAAAUAAUGUCUUAAAUGUCAUCGGAACUCGCCGGGAAAAUUAUUUUUAUAUUUUUAUACCGUUUAGCGUUAUUAUUGUUUACAUAAUACUUUAAAACUGUAAACAUUCUUCUAGAUAAAUAUAUCAUAUUUAAUAUUGUGAUGAAUACGCGAAAAACAAAUUAAACGCAGUAAUAUUUUAUUAGCAUAAAA
Molecule: messenger RNA, 2759 nt
Organism: Rhopalosiphum padi (bird cherry-oat aphid)
Lineage: Eukaryota; Metazoa; Arthropoda; Insecta; Hemiptera; Aphididae
Product: protein yellow-like
Exons: 4
Coding region: 165-2486 (773 amino acids)
Cellular component (GO): extracellular region
Source: RefSeq, a predicted model, not a curated record